UUCUUAUUGAAAGAACUGUUGUUAAUUUGAGGGUAUUGUUAAGCCAGUAAGAAGGGACAUGAACAAAUAUUUACAGAUCCUAGUGACACUGAAAUUGAAUGGGUAAAGUAAAAAUUGGUUUAAAUCUGACUUGUGUUAAAUUUCCAUGUUUUGCUGUUUUGUGACAACAUGCCUUUAUUCAGCAGUCUUCUAAUGAUGAUGUGAUUUAUGAUUUAAAAGGCCUGAACCAAUAUGGAUGUUAUACCUUGCAUCAGAAGUAUAGCACCAACAUCUAAUUAGCUCUCUCCUGAGCCCAAAGUCUCUGAGCCCAACUCUCCCUUCAUGAUGCAGUGUGUGUUUUGAGAUAAAUGAUAUAACAUUAUGCUCAAGGUGGUUGAGUCUCAAGCAGUAGGGAGGCGGAAGCCAGCCAAUGGAGCUCCGUGCCCACUGAUCCCACGGGACUCACUGAAGACACCGGAACUGUACUUGCUGUGUUGGGUUUUGAUGCACUCUGUAUUGUGCUUACUUGUUUAACCUCAGAACUAUAGACUGUGGGGAGACUGGAAGAACUGGGGGUGGUUAGUGGCACAGGGAUGAAAAGUAGCGGGCUAGCUCUGAGAAAUGCAAAUAAUCUCUCAAAAGAUUGCUAUAGGGUUUACUGGGAUGUAACUAGAAUUUUAAAACAUUUUUUGCAUGCAUUUUUAUUACUAGAUAUGUCUCCCCUCAGCUAACUCACAUUGUCAGUCCCAAGAGAUUGAGUACAAUACAGUAUGAGUUAAUCUAUUAGUUUUUUUGUGUACAAUUCUAAUAGUGAAACCCUGAGAUGUUAAGUUUUGCUUUCAGAGCUGUACAUGUUUUUGAUAAGGCUAAUUAUAGCUCAGGAUUAGCUUAGACAGGGUUAGAAGGUAGGUCACCCCAUUUCUGGGGCCCUGCCUCCCUCUAGAUGUUUUCUUUUCAAUUAUUUAAAUGGCCAUAUUUGUUUCUCUCUCCCCUUCAUGUUUGUGUUGCAGCACCCUGAUAGCAAGAUGAUGCAGAUCAACCUGACGGGGUUCCUGAAUGGGAAGAACGCCCGGGAGUUCAUGAGGGACCUUUGGCCCCUGCUGCUGAGCGCGCAGGAGAACAUCGCUGGCAUCCCCUCUGCUUUUCUGGAGCAGAAGAAAGAAGAAAUCCGACAGAGACAGAUUGAACAGGAGAAGCUUGCUUCCUUGAAAAAGGUUGACCAGGAUAAGAAGGACAAGGACACAAGAGAAAGGACUCGAUCAAAGAGCCCAAGAAGGUGGAAGACAAGGUCUCCAGGGAAGCGUGAAAGGAAGCGUAGUCCGUCGCGAUCCCCAGUGCGCAAACCCAGUCCAGUUGUUGGAGACUCCCCCCCUCCACCUCUGAUGCAGUCCAACACUAAAACGUCACAGCAGCCUGAGGAGCCAGACACGUCAGGAACAGGCCUGCCAGAAACCGUUAUCCAAGAAGCUUCGUCUACUGGGUUAAUUGACACAGUUGUAGAGUCAGUUAAAGCAGACUCUGUGGCCGAAGUCAAAGAACCGUCCCCAGAGAAAUCCCUCAAAAAAGAGGAAAGACCGAGGUCUCGUGAAAGAGAAAAGGAAACGAGGAGGGAAAGACCCCACCACCGCUCUCGCUCACGUUCUCACUCUCGUUCUCGCAGGCGACGCUCCAGGUCUAGAUCUUACUCCCCUCGUAGAAGACAAAGUCCCAGAAGGAGAAUGUCUCCCCGUCGGAGGAGUCCCCCUAGACGGGGCCCCACCGGCUCAAGGCACAGACACCGGCGGUCUCCUGUUCGCAGGAGGCGUUCCCGUUCUGCUUCAUCUUCUGGUAGCAGCUCCUCAGGGUCACGUUCACCUAAGAAACCUGUGAAGAGAAUAUCUGCCACGCCGCCCCGGAAACAGCUCCUUCGUCCUGGCGCUUCUGUAAGCCCCGUUGGGAAGGACAAACGCUCGCCGUCUCCUCGAGCCAGGAGAGGCCGGGGCUCCGCUUCCCCGGCAAGAUCAUCAGGUGUAAAGCGAAAACCUGGAGGAAGGGGAGAUUCUCCACCUGAUUUUGUAAAGGCCAGAACCUCUGAGGGGUCUGAGUCAGAGGAGGAUAAAAAUGAAAAAGGGGCAACAGCAGAUUCGGUGCAGCAGCGACGUCAGUAUCGCAGGCAGAAUCAACAGUCCUCUUCAGAUUCAGGAUCUUCCUCCUCAGAAGAUGAAGGACCUAAGAGGUCAGCACCGGGGCCAGGCGCCAGGAACGGUGAAGUAAGGAGGAAACGCAGCCGUACGCCUUCACCUCGUAGGCGACAUAGAGAUCCCUCCCCAAGGAGGAGACGUUCUCCAUCUCCUGGACGCAGACGUCGCUCUCCUUCUCCCCCUCGACGUCGUAGAUCUCCCUCCCCUCCCAGACGCAGGUCUCCUUCCCCUCCUCCCCGCCGUCGCUCUCUGUCCCCCAGACGAUAUUCUCCCCCUAUCCAGCGCCGCUACAGCCCCUCACCUUUGCCUCCGCAGAAGAGGAAGCUGUCCAGUUCUCCCAUGAAGCGCUUUUCUCCAGGCCCUAAGCGACGCUCCUCCAGGUCACCUAAACGUAGAAGCUCUCCCGCUCAGCGGAGACGCUCGCCUCCUUCCUCCUCGUCUCCCCCGAGACAUAGAAGGAGCCCACCGUCUGCUAGGCCGAACAGGGACACCCGAUCCCCUCUCAUGUCAGCUAGACGCCUCUCCCCCUCCCCCGCUAACCGAGGUCGCCCUGUUCGGCGGUCCACUAGUCCCCAGAGACGCUUUGAUUCGUCCAGCACGUCCCCCUCCGCCCAGCGAAGACAGCAGUCCCCUCCACACAGCAGUAAGCUCAUCCGUAGGGUGUCUCGUACCCCAGAGCCGCGUAAAAGAAUCUCCCCAAGUCCGAAGCCUAUAAGAAGAGCUUCGUCCCGAUCCCAAUCGCUUUCCCCUCAACCGGCAGCUCAGAAACGUCCGGCUCCAGCUCCGGCCUCGGCUUCCCCAUCACCUUCCCGCUCUGCCAGCGGUUCUCCACCUCCUCCUCCCCCGGCCAAAAAGGCUACCAGUGGUUCUGGCAGUCAGUCUCCCAGCAAGAAUUCAGAUGUUGAUGGUGGUGGAAAGAAAAAGAAGAAGAAGAAGGAAAAAAAACACAAGAAAGAUAAGAAGCACAAAAAGCACAAGAAGCAUAAGAAGGAGAAAAGCAGCGCUGCUGUGACCGGCGACGUCCAGGAGAGUCGACCUGCAGAGGAAGACGGUGAUUCAAGAAAGGAAUCGGAGAGUGAAGUCGAUGACACCUUGGACGAUCUGGAAAAGCACCUCCGAGAAAAGGCACUGCGCUCAAUGAGGAAGGCCCAGACGUCUCCUUCAGAGAUGUCCUGAAAUAUGAAGCUUUUGAGUUUUCCUUUCACUUUUGGUGUUUGUCAUCAUCCUAGGUUCAGCUUUAGAAUGUACAAAUUGUUGAUUCUCGAAUCUUGUUUCUUUUUACAGGUUUGGUACAUUCUGGAAAGUGAGUUUCUUUUUAAAAAAAAAAAAAAAAAAUGGAUCCAUUAGAUAGUUUAUCUAAACUGUAAAACUUGUGUUGUCAAUACUUUCAGAUUGUUAAACAGGAGAAAUUUUUAAUUUCAUAGGUUUGAGUUGGGCAGGUUAAUGAUAUGUCGAUGUACAGUAGAUCAUUUAAGAAGCGAUUGCAUGUUCAGUGAUUACCUCUGAUGUGCAUGGACCACUGACCAUAUGAAGAGCGUAGGGAAAUAACACCAUACAAUAAGAAACUGUUACUAAUGUCUUUUCCCAGUGGAUGCUGCGUCAACGUCAUGCGCAGCUGAAGAGGCUUUAACAAAAUAUUCUGUUUCAUAUUCUAACUUAACUGAGAUGUUGGAUCAUUUAACCUGCUUUAUUCUGACUUUGAAAUUGUCUUAUUUGAAAAUGAAAGCAAUUUGAUGUGAAACAUGCUUUAUUUUUUUUUUUCUAAACUGAUUGAUAUGCAAUUUAUGUUGAUGCCCCUGACCUGUGCUAAUUUCUGUGGGACUGCUAUAGUGUAUGAUUUGUAUCUAGUAACCUUUUCUCUCGUCAUCCUGUCAUGCUUUCAGAAUUAAAAUUUUUUUUAAGACACAGCGUAAA
Xiphophorus maculatus (southern platyfish) is the source of this 4073-nucleotide messenger RNA. It is a transcript of the gene srrm1, whose product is annotated as serine and arginine repetitive matrix 1. The record is from RefSeq and is a predicted model, not a curated record. Gene Ontology annotation, biological process: regulation of mRNA splicing, via spliceosome; mRNA processing. Gene Ontology annotation, cellular component: spliceosomal complex. Gene Ontology annotation, molecular function: RNA binding. Bases 975 to 3335 code for a protein of 786 amino acids. The transcript is spliced from 15 exons. Lineage: Eukaryota; Metazoa; Chordata; Actinopteri; Cyprinodontiformes; Poeciliidae.